CCUGCCGGUGAGAAAAUAGGCUGCGUUUGUGAUCCUGUGUAAGCUAACUAGGCAGAUAGUUAGUUUUGUGCACUGUCCAUAACUAAAGUCUUUGUCUUUGAAGAGAGAAGCUGGAAAAGUUUCCUGGAUAAAUGUUAUAAAUAGUCGCAGUCCGUUAGCUAACGUUUUAGCUAAACCGGAGACGGGAGCUUAAUUAAUCCAGACGGGACCAGCCCCAGGAGCCGGCAGCAGCAGUCAGUCACACCCUUGUCUGGGGUUUGUGGAGGAUCCCUGUCUGCGCAGCAACCUUAAACAGCUAUCCUUCACAUGCUACCAUGUUUUAAACAGAUACACGUUAGCCCCAGAUUACUGAAUUGGAGCUUCAGGACGAUAUUGUGAGUUAGCAGUGAAGUGUGGACUGGAUAUGACUGACUCAUCAUCAUGGCACGGACAGAGGAGAUAACCCUGAACAGCCUGUCUGCUGCAGUGCCAACCAGACAGCACCAUAUAUAGCCAAACAGCUAAGUUAUAGACACAUUCAACCUUUUUUUUUAUUAUUAUUAUUAUUAUACACGUCCCCUUGGUGUCAGCGUGUCAGUAUGAAUACCCCGAUGUACACGUUUGUCACCCGUGACGAGAACAGUACUGUUUAUGCAGAAGUUUCCAAAAUCCUCCAGUCAACCGGACAAUGGAAAAGGCUGAAAAGAGACAAUCCCAGAUUCAACUUAAUGCUCGGUGAACGGAACAGACUGCCAUUUGGACGAUUAGGUCAUGAGCCAGGACUGGUGCAGCUGGUGAAUUACUACAGAGGAGCAGACAAGCUUUGCAGAAAGGCGUCCUUGGUCAAACUAAUAAAGACCAGUCCAGAGCUGUCCGACUCCUCUAACUGGUUCCCAGAAUCCUACAUCAUCUAUCCCACUAACCUCAACACCCCUGUUGCUCCAGCUACAAAUGGCAUCAGCCAUCUAAAGAGCAAUCCCAAGACUGAUGAGCGGGAAGUUUUCUUGGCCUCCUAUCACUCUAAAAAAGAAAGUGGGGAGGGCACAGUGUGGAUAGCCAAGUCCUCUGCUGGAGCUAAAGGUGCUGGUAUUUUCAUAUCCCAUGAUGCUAAUCAGUUGCUGGAGUACAUUGAUAAUCAGGGACAGGUUCAUGUUAUUCAGAAGUACCUGGAGAAACCUCUGCUUCUGGAGCCGGGACGUCGCAAGUUUGACAUCAGGAGCUGGGUGCUAGUGGACCAUCAGUACAACAUCUAUUUAUACCGGGAGGGUGUGCUAAGGACAUCCUCGGAGCCCUACAACAGCUCUGACCUCCAGGACAUGACCAGCCAUCUGACCAACCACUGCAUCCAGAAGGAGCACUCCCAGAACUACGGACGAUACGAGGAAGGGAACGAGAUGUUCUUCGAUGAGUUCAGGCUGUACCUGCUGAACACUUACAACAUGACCCUGGAGAGCACCAUAUUACCUCAGAUCAAGCAGAUCAUAAAGAGCUGUCUGACAUGUAUCGAGCCGACAAUCAGCACCAAGCACCUGUCCUACCAGAGCUUCCAACUCUUCGGAUUUGAUUUCAUGGUGGACGAGAGCUUCAAAGUUUGGCUCAUCGAGAUCAAUGGAGCUCCAGCCUGUGCACAGAAACUAUAUUCAGAGCUAUGUCAAGGUAUCGUGGAUGUGGCUAUUUCCAGUGUCUUCACCCUGAACAGCGGCGGUGACUCCUCGUCUGCUUCUUCUUCACCUUAUUCCUCCUCCCCAUCGUCUAUGUUCACCACCAACGCCUGCUCCUCUCCCAAGCUCAGAGGACCUCUUCACGUUGGCCCUUUCACCCGACUGUAAGCACACGCACAUAUUCCCCUCGUCUCCUUCUCCUCACAGCUUCUUCACGCUCUGUCCUCACUCCUAAACUCUACCUGAGAUGUAGCACAUGCCAGCGCGCCAAGCCUUUAAUCGUACCUUUCCUGUCACGCCUGGAGGGAGUCCUUCUUCAAGUGGAAAUCACCAAGCUGCAGAUACGAUCUCUGCUCUCCUGAUUAUGCAUAUUAUGAACGUGAGGACCGUGAGGACCGUGAGAACGAAACUCUCUGGGAGUUUCUGAAUGAGGACAGACAACCUUCCAUCUCAGUCCCACCACCAGUUUCUCCGCAAGCAGAUUCGUGGAGGUCUGGAGGAUGCAGAGACGCUCCAACUGAGACUGUAGUGCCUUACAUUUCCAGCCACGCUCCCUUAAAAAGACUGCCAGUUCGCUUGCUCUGUUACUGUGACUUGUACUUGUUCUCUAAGCCUUUGCACUGUUGCUCAGUAAAGUUAAUGUGGUCACGAUCAGUCCACAAGAAUUAGCAUAAAACAAAUUCCUUUAAAUUUGAGAUCUUAGAGGAUUUGUGUCAUUUUGAAUGUUAUUUUUCUCAUCAGACAUGUUUCUCUAGCCUCAAAAACCAGAUGAAUCUGACUGCAAGCUUGUGUUUUAUUUGUUUUGGCAGAUAUGUCCGGCCCCCCUCGUGUUUAGACAGAUAACCAGCCGACCUGGCCAGAGCAAAUUACAACCGCUAAACUAAUAUGGGGCGUGUUUGAAUGGCUGCAGAGCCUUCAGACUUUAGGGCACGGUCACAAAUUAGCCAAUGCAGGCGAGUAACCAUCACUUGCUGAAGCAAUAUUGGUUCUGAAUUUGGACUUUGCCAGACGUGAAAAACACAAAGCUAACUUGUGAGCUAAUGUUAGCUAGCUAGCUUGCUAAUAAAAAUGGCGAAAUUUGUUAUUAUUGGUACAGUUUCCAUUUUCUUACGUUCCAUGUCUGUACUCACUGCCAGCCGGGCAGCGUCUCUCAUGUGGGGCAGUUAGCAUUUUUCAUGACCGACAUCGUACCAUAUUGGCGGGUUAAACACGGUAACAAUCCUCCACAUGUACUUAUUUGCUAUUGGUUGAGGCCGCGACUUCCCUGGUCAGAGUUCACCAAAGUUGAACUCCAUCUGAUGCAAUUAUGCCGAUUCGCUUUGCCACUGGAAGCUGGUGUUUUAUUCAUCAUUUUGCUUGCACUGAAUGGAAGUGAACUGAAGGAGAAUACUGGCCAAUGUUAAUUUUGCACGUGUGACAGUGUCCUCAUGCAAAAUACGUGAUGACGCCAUUUUUUUGGUUUGCACGCCUUCCCGCCACUGACAAAAAGCUGAGCAUAAACCUAGCUUAGUAAAGAGGAGUGGUGUUGAGGUUUUACGAAAACAACCAACAUGGCUGCAGCUGAUGUGGAGCUUUAUGUUAAUAAAUUAUUAAAUAUUUUUAAAUUCUGAUGGCAAAAACUGCAACACUCAUUCACAUGAUGCCACACCAUCACAGCUCAUCUCUACACGCUUUAGUCUGUUGACAUUUGUCUGUUGCUCAGGGCUACCUCACGUUUCGUUUCUCCGAUUAGUUGUAGGUCUUUACAUUUGCAUCCAGAGGCAUUCUGGUCUACGGUUGUUGAUGAGACAACUCUUGGUGUGAGUUUCCAGUAACUCCCAUUUGCGUUUUUUUCUGGCGAUAUCAGGCUUACAUUUCUGAUUUUUUACAACUUUUUAAACAUUUUUUAAGUCUAGCUUGCCUGCAGCUGUAACAAGGAGUUUCAGUGAGGAAUGUUAAAACUGAUAAAGAAGUAACGGAGAUAUUUAAAGUUAAAAAGACUAAUAUACUAACCCGAUGUGUCUGAUUAGCUGAACAUUCGAGAUGUCAAGGAAUACCUUGAAAAUUAACAUUCCUCUUAACUUGAAAAUGUGGACGUAUUAUUUACAUUCAGGGCAGCUGGAUGACGAAAGUGAGCAGGGAGACUGUCUUUCAUCUGGUAAACCAGGUUUAAGUCCGUCCUAACAGGUGUCCCUGACCUCUGACCUCUACAGCAGAGAGAAACGUGAGCUCCCAUAAGGGCAUCAACAAAGCAUUAGCCUACAUUAUUAUGUUUGAGUUAUUCUUUACAGAAUAGAAGACAUGUUUGAUGUUUUAUUUGUCAUUCGAAGAGUGCAUGUUUGUGUGAAAGCAUGUAGUAAAAUGCACCGUCAUACGAGCUCCCGCAGCUGCCCCAAGAGUGUGUUUUAUUUCUGAUGUGUUAAAAGACUGUUGCUGUAAAGUGUUGUCAACAAGUGUGUGGAUUCUGUUUUUAAAGUGUUGUAAUGAAAGUAGAUUAGAUUGUACAAAGUGUGUGAAAGACCCCAUGAAAUGAAACCGUUGGGACACUAUAACCAUUUGUAAGAUAACAGAGCUGAUGGAGACAAAAAACACAUACAACGCUACUUCAUAUUUUUUGCACUGUUCCGUAAAUACAUACUGUGUCAAAUAUGUUAUUACCAAAGAAAAGUUGGAUUUUUUACACUCAUAUUCAUUUCUAUCACAGCUGCAUUACCCGACUGAUUUAUGUUUAUUUCAUGGGGUCGUUGAAUUUUUUCUUUUGAUUAAUCUCUUUGUGAAUAGACGAGACUUCAGAAGUGUAGCCGUUAAGGUCAUGUCAAAUCUAUAUUAUGUUACUGUUUGUUAGAAAGUAAUGUUUAGUUGUUUUUUUUUCCUCAGACAUGAAACUUUAAAUUAGCUCAAAGUUUGUGACCGCUGCACGUUGGGUCGUUGAUUCUGCUGUUGUGUCUCCAGGGGCUCAGUUUAAUCACAGAAAAAGUCAUUAGAGGAGUUUUAGUUGGCGUGUCUCUCAUUAUGUUAGAAUCCCUGCCGUUCCUCUAUUCAAACCUCAAUUGUGUGGGUAACUUAAAAUUAAGGGACACCAUUGAAGCAUUAUUUAUGUUUUUAAUCACUGUGCAUUUGUGUUUACAAGACGACUCUGGGAAUUAAAGGAUAUGUAAGUGGCUGAAGGUCAGAACGAUGGAGUAGCUACAGAGCAGUGUUAAGAGACGGGGUUAUUAUAAACAUUAAUCCCACUAACAUAUGAUGGGCCCACUCCUGUGAUGCGUUGCAGAGCCCUGAUGUAGCCGAAAUGAUGUUUGAAAGUUUCAAAAAAUGUCACUGUUAGCAUAAAUUUGGUAUUUAUGAAUGAUUCAUGAUUGUGUUGGCAAAUGGGUUACAAGUUUGCUGAUUUUUUUUAAGCGUCAAAAGCAAACCAUCUGAAUUUGUUUUUUAUUAAAUUUUAAGGGGAAAUGUCUUUCCAUCAAAGGGAAGGGUGCCUUAGAGGAAAUUGCAUAUUGAUUUUUUUAAAAAAAAAAAUACGCAAUGGACCUCCAGCGUUUAAUGCACCUUCAUUUGUUUGUUUGUAUCAAAGUGAUUUUGCCUCAUUCAUGAUAAAAUGUCUUUUAAAUUCAAUGAUGUCAUGUUCUCAGUUUAAUAUGGUUGUUUUUUUUCUCAUAUUUUCUUCAUCUUUACCAAAGAUCAAGUUCCUGCUGUAUUAUCAGUGUCAGAUGAUGUUUUGUAGUAGCUAUAACCUGGACAUUUGCACAUCAGUUGGCCAACAUGAUCCAAAAUCCAGUAUCAUAUUCAGAGGGAUAUCUGUGCUGUGUUUUUUUUUUUUGUUAGGUGAUGUUUUAUUCAAACUCUUGCAUGAACAUUUGUCUUUAUCAGAAACAGUAUUACUAGAAUAAAAAACAUUGCUAUUAUA
This is a messenger RNA of Plectropomus leopardus (leopard coralgrouper), 5523 nucleotides long. It is a transcript of the gene ttl, whose product is annotated as tubulin tyrosine ligase. Gene Ontology annotation, cellular component: spindle microtubule. NCBI's taxonomy places the organism in Eukaryota, Metazoa, Chordata, Actinopteri, Perciformes, Serranidae. Gene Ontology annotation, molecular function: tubulin-tyrosine ligase activity. The record is from RefSeq and is a predicted model, not a curated record. Gene Ontology annotation, biological process: protein modification process; microtubule cytoskeleton organization.